AUGGGGAAAAAGCAGAUUUGGCAAAGGCAAAAUACUCCUUUUGAGUCCUAACCAGUAGUAACCAUCUGUAAGGUAAAGAAGAGGCAAAAGGGUUUCUCUAUUUCAGGCUUGUUGGUGGAUAUGCCUCAUCCACUAUUUAUCUGUUAAUGGUAAAAGGGGUUUUAGUGUUUGUUUGCUACUAUAGGCUAUGAAGAUGAGUGUGUUGGAAUUUGGAAUCUGAAAUUUGUUGGUUUGCUCUUUACUUGAUCGUUAACUUCCAUUUUCAACUGGAAAAUCAAGUUUCUUUCUGCAGUUUGAUCUCUUGUUUGAUUGAAAUUUUGGGGCUUUUGUGGGUGUGGCAGAAGAAAAAGGGUAAAAACUAUACUGGGUUUUUCUGAACUUUGCUUAAAUUUUGGGUUUCAAUGGAUUUUGAUGGGAAGAAUUGAUUGUUGAGGUAUUUGGUUAGUUUUGGGUGUUGUGUUGUUAAGGGGAAAUAUGGAAGAAGAUAAGGCAGCUUUUGUUGGGAAUAGCAUUAGUGAAGAAAAGACUGUGUUUUCAGAAAUGGAAGUGGAAACUGCUGACAUGGAAAUAUCUGAUCGGAACGAUGAGAAUGUAGUUUUGCCGUCUGAGAAAGGUGAGGGAAGUAAUGGAAAUGUUGUAUUUUCAAGAGAAGCUCCACUUGUACAUAAGGACUUCAGAUCAUCUGUCGUUGCAGGAGGUUGUAGUUGUGGAGUUAAUAAGAUUAAAUCAGGGAUAGCUAUCUCUGACUUGGAACUUGGGAAAAGUGAGAAAUCAGGUCUUGAAAAGAAGCUUAGCAGACAAAAUAGGAUUGAGUUGGGGCGCUUGUUCCAGGGUGCUGUGAGUGACCAUGAUUGGGAGUUGGCUGAGAGUUUGAUCCUAUUGGCUGAUCCCCAGACACUGAAUGAUGCGUUAUGCAUUGGUUUGGAUUCAAUCUGGUUCUUAAGUAAUCAAGAUGAGUUGUACGGGAUAACAGGUUUGAUUAAAAAGAUCAUCGCUAAUGGUGCAUACGACUUCACUCGGGCUGCACUAAGGACUUCAUUUCUUGCUUCGUGUGUUUCUGCUUGCCAGAGUCGAACAAUGGGCCUUGCAGAUACUGUCACUGUAAUGGCACAAAGCAGGUUGCAUGAACGACUACAAGAAUGCAGCGGAGAUGAAAUCUUGAAGGCUGAAGCUGGUGCUAAGGUUCAGAAGUUCACUGAAUGGGCUCUUAAAUGUAUAGGUUUCCAUUCCCGCUGCCAAGGAAAGAGAGAUACGGUUGGGCAUAACUCUGCUGUUGAAAUACAAUUGCAGUUAUCAGCUUUCAAAACUUUCCUGGAUCUUGCCGGCAACCACCUUACUGGGAAGGACUUUACAGAAGCAUUUGAUGCAGCUUGCUUUCCGCUUACACUAUUCUCUAGUUCAUUUGAUACUUGCUGGGCAUCAGGAAUUUCAGCUACUGCAAUCCAAGGAUUGCUCGGCAUGUUGGUGGAUGGGGGUGCCGACAAUGUCAAUCAGUGCUUUCUUGAAGCAUCGCGUUUUGGGAGCACAGAGCUGGUCCGCAUUCUUUUGCAGAUUGCUCAAAGGAACAGCUUGGAUGUUGAUGUUGAACUGGCUUUGGGGUUUGCUUCCCAUUACAGUAAAAUUGGAACCAUGGAAUGUUUAGUGGAAGAGGGGAAUGCAAUGUCUUUCUUGGGCCCUCUGAUGAGAGCUGCUGAGAGGGGAUGCAUGCAGGUUGUUGAAUGGUUUGUCAAAAGGGGAUGCAGGGACAUGGAACUAUGCCUGGCUCUUACAGCUGCGACCUCCAGUAGUCAGGUUGCAGUUGCCGCGUAUCUCCUUCCUCACGUACCUAAGCAUGUUCUUGCUGCCCUCAGCAUCGAGAUUCUUAAGGCUGCUGGUGAGAGAAGCAGUGGGUCUCUUGAUGGGGUAGCAUUUCUUCUGCAUUCAGACUUCCUCGGUGAUCCUGUUGCCACUUAUGCUGUUGCCGACAGUAUAGCUAAGUCUGAUGAUGAUGCUGUUGCUCCUGGUCUGAGGAGUUUCCUUCGGGAACAUUGGUCGGAAGCUGCCUUCUCAGAUGGACUGCAGCAAGGAAAAGAACACUACUUAAACUUUGUGCGUAUUGUAAACUGUGGUGAAUCUCCUAUCUGUUUGAAGGAUCUUCCUGGGCCCUUGAGGGUAGCAAUAGCAUACCUGCCACUGUAUAGAGAAAGUGUCAAGGUAGGGGGAUGUUGCUUGUUAUCUCAAAGACUUAGAGGACAGCUUGUGGAAGCAGCCAAAAGGCUUGGUGGUGUAGUACUGGAAGAGGCAAACCAAGGAAAAGAAUUAGUGGCUGUCUUGGAGCAUCAUCUUCCACCAUUUUUGCUAAAUGCAUCAAGUGCUGCUUAUUAGAAGCUCUGAAAUUUUCACCCCCCCCCCCCCCUAUCUCCCUUCACAAGUAUAAUAACACAUAGUUGGGUUGAAAGUGAGGAAGAAACCUCCAAGGUUGAUCAAUUUUCUUACUGAACAAGUAGGUCGGCUUAUAGUUUACAUAUCUGCGCGGAGUCUGAAAAGAUGCAUACUUAAAUGUGUUGAUUUUAUGUAAACUACAUUCAGAAGGGCUAGUAACUCAAAUGUUCAUUGUAUAUUGGCUGGUGCCCUGCUGUUUUUUUUUCAUCUUGUCCUUGGUGAUCUUGUUUGAAGAGUCGAUUACAUGGACAUGGAUGUAGAAAAGGAAUUCAUCAAACAGUAGACAUUUA
Molecule: messenger RNA, 2711 nt
Organism: Solanum tuberosum (potato)
Lineage: Eukaryota; Viridiplantae; Streptophyta; Magnoliopsida; Solanales; Solanaceae
Product: ankyrin repeat protein SKIP35-like
Exons: 5
Coding region: 475-2364 (629 amino acids)
Source: RefSeq, a predicted model, not a curated record